GAUGGCGCACAGUUACAGCUCACCGCGAUGCAACUGUUGCAGCAGCGGGUCUGUACCACAUCCACUACCUCGAGUACGGAGCCGCACGAGACAACUCCAAAGUUUGACGGGCAGGAGAUCUUCUGCAAUUCAACGAAGAUAGAUCCGAUUCCAUGGUUCCGCAAGUUCGAGCUCACGCUGCAGCUGUCCAAUGUCAAGGAACACAAGUAUCACGCCUACUUGUACUCUCGCUCAGGGGGCACGUGCCACGCUUGGUUGGACAACCUCUUGUCCAAGUACGGAGUGGUAGCAGCGGACUUGCACACCAUGAUCAGUUGGGAUGAUCUGAAGGCGGCGUGGUACAAGCGGUUCCAGGUGGAGCCGCCAGAGAUCAAGGCCAUGGACAAGCUCAUGAUUUUCGAGGAAGGCAUGCUGCCGAGUACGGACUGGAUCGCCGAGUACCAACGCUUGACGUCAGUCCCAGACAUCCAGAUGGGCUUCAAGGCCAUCCGCCACUACUUCAUCUCAAGGUCAUGUCCGACAUUGAGCAAUGCCCUGACGCAUGUCGAGUACACCUUGACGACGACGGCGGAAUUAUUUGACAAGGCGGCGCAGAUCAUCGUCACGAACAAGGUGGCCAAGAACCUCCGUUCAUCUGCAUCAGGCCUGAGCGGGAACCAGCAUCGGCCAAGAGUGGCCGUGGUCGCAGUGGCAGCGCUGUAAGGCCAAACCAGCGAGGCUAUGUUUGACCGUGAAGGGGACAGAUUCGCAGCCGCCCGGGAAGGUGGCCACCCCGGCAG
Molecule: messenger RNA, 779 nt
Organism: Chara braunii
Lineage: Eukaryota; Viridiplantae; Streptophyta; Charophyceae; Charales; Characeae
Source: the annotation of a GenBank genome assembly